GACGUCGAUUAAGCAGCGCCACUUCUUUGUUGAUGUGCGCGGAUGUGCAGUUUCUUCGUCAGCUGUUGGUUGUUACUUCGGUUUUUAGAUCCUCUCCUGUGUACACACAGCCGAGUUGUCGGCACUGCACUGUGUGUGGACUGCAGUAGGAGUUGUUUUCGGAGAGCAGCUGGUUGCGACCGGUGAAUUCCUGGCCACUCAUGGCGAACGAGCGGCUCCGAGCUCUGGAGGAUGUGGAGAAGGAGAUAGCGACGGUCAUGCAAUGCGCCGGUAAUAUAGUUCUUGAACUCUCCAAAGACAAACACAACGCCAGCCUCCUGGACAGACAGCUGGUCCAGUUCCAGAGCUCCGUCAACCGAGUGGAGAACGAGCUGAGCGGCCAGAUCCGCUACCUCACACAGGUAGCUACUGGUCAACCUCACGAAGGCUCCACUUACUCAGCCAGGAAGGACUGUCAGAUGGCACUGAACCGAGCCGAGUACGCCAAAGUCAAACUGGGAGAACUGGGACGGACCUGCGAAGUCAUGCUGGAGCAGCAGCAGCAGCAGCAGCAGCAGCAGCAGCAGACAUGAGAGCCGAGAUCUAGAUCUGGAUCUGGACCCACACAUGGUCUAACUUGCAAGAAAAAAUAAAGUUAAACUCUCCUGUAGGCAAGUCCACGCAAUGUUUGACACACUCCUACUCAAAAAGGGGUAUUACAAAACUUCAUUUAAAGUGCUUGUAUUAUGCUCUUUUUCAGGUUCAUAAUUGAAAAAAGAUAUACAACAAUAAAUAACAGGGAAAAAACAUAAUAUGAGCACUUUAAGACAUUUAUUUACUAUUUUAUUCAUAUAUUAUGCUACUUUUGUUAACCCAAGACUUUUGUGAAUGCACUUAUUUCAUGCACCAAAACAAUUGAGUUCAGGCAUGUUUUCAUGAGAAAUAAUAGUGAAAACAUAUAGCAAUGUAGCGCGGCUAUUUUCAUUUGGGCGCCCAUGUUAUCUAAUCUGUUCGGGCGCGGAGCAGCUGAGUCAGCCCGUACGCUACAGCGAUCGUUUUGGCAUCACCUCUUUUUCUUACACGAGCAAAUGUGUCAGGGCCAAAUUACCUCUUUAUACGUUGCUCUGACACAAAUUUGGACAUCACUAUACAGAAAGCUGAGUUUCUUCUGAACAUUGUGAUAUAUAUCACACAUUGGUAUCAGGUUACAUGCACACA
Messenger RNA from Etheostoma spectabile (orangethroat darter), 1197 nucleotides. RefSeq names its product mediator complex subunit 11 (gene med11). The transcript has 3 exons. The coding region runs from base 201 to 572 and encodes 123 amino acids. The record is from RefSeq and is a predicted model, not a curated record. Gene Ontology annotation, molecular function: transcription coregulator activity. Gene Ontology annotation, biological process: regulation of transcription by RNA polymerase II. NCBI's taxonomy places the organism in Eukaryota, Metazoa, Chordata, Actinopteri, Perciformes, Percidae. Gene Ontology annotation, cellular component: mediator complex.